GAUAGUCACCGUAGAAGAACUCCAGGAGACGACAAGGAAGUCCCCAGAGUUUCAAUGGACUAUUGCUUUUUGGGCAGAGUUCUUGACAACACCAAAUCUGAAGAGACAACGGUGGCUGAGUUGAAAGAGCCAACAGAAGAAGCAGAAGGAAUCAUGCCCGUUUUGGUAGUCACUGACGAAAGAACAGGCUGCGUUUUCAGCAGUGUUGUGCAAAAGGGAGUGAAUGAUCACGCCGUCAAUGUGGUAGUAGAAGCUUUGAAGUUUUGUGGUAGACAGAAAGCCAUCCUGCAAACAGAUGCCGAACACAGCAUCAAAGCACUUGCAGAGGCAUCAGCCGUGAAGUAUGGCAAAGAGGUGCAACACCAAACUGCGCCACGUGAAUCUCACGCGUCCAAUGGGGCCGCUGAAAGGGCGGUACUGGAGCUCUCGCGACAGGUGCGCACAAACGUGAACGCACUGUACAAGGACUUCAAGCUGAAAGUUUCCAGUGUUUCAUACCCGUGGCUUGUACGCCAUUCAGCAUGGCAAUUGACCAGAUUCCUGGUGAAGGCAGAUGGGAAAACCCCAUAUGAACGACUCAAAGGCAAGCUGGACGCUCAGAGCCCCAUUGGCAUUUGGGUUGGAAAAUCCCUGCAAUCCGACGAACACUAUGUCGGAACAGCAGACGGCAUCCGUCGCUGCAGAAGCGCAUGGCGCAGGCCAGAAGGGCGACGAUGGGAGCUGAAAAGAUUCGAGGCUCUCAAAGGCGUUCCGUGGCAACCCAAAGGCGAGCCAACCUUGAUGCCAGGAGCCUCAGGCACGCCAAGGAUUGCAGCGCCAGGAACACCAAGCGGACGCGCCCGAGGAGUGUACAUCACAGUGGAACGGCAGAUUCGCCAUGGAUCCACAGAAGGAUGCGCAGGCUGUCACAGCUCAGACGACAACCCAAAGCCACACAAUGCAACAUGCCGAGCAAGAUUCGCAAAGAUCAUCGCCGAAGAGCGAGCGAAGGCACAACAAGGCGAAGGAAGUGCCAGCGCGCAAGUUGAAGACUUGGAAGCGCCAGCGGCCGACAAUUCCUCGUCAUUGUAUCGCGACAAGCGAGAGGCAGCGGGAACCGCCGCGCCUCAGGGAGUUGCGGGAGACUCCGCACUCUCAAUCGCACCAAGGAUCGCGGGAAGACCCGCAUCCUCAGCUGAUCCUGCGGGAAGCACCGCGGCUUCAGCAAGUGCCAAAAGACCCACAGAGGGCACACAAGAAGCCCAAAAGAGGCUGAAGGCACCAGAUCCAAAGGGAAGCAAACGAGACCCUGAGGUCAGUGUCCAAGAGCUGCAAGACGCAGAAGACAUCUCAACAUUGCUGCUACAGCAAGACGAAAGCACGCAUGCAGAAGAGAAAGGCACUUUGCCUACACUCCAUGACGUGCCACUCGCAGCAAUUUUUGAGGAUUCCCUCCUUGCCGGAUACCCAGAGUGGGGAAAUGUGACGUCAGCUUUCGACGAGAGAUCAGGCGAAGCACUGCCUCUUGAAAAGGUCAAGACCGCUAGGGGCAGAGAGCUAGACAAGAUGAUCGAGCACAACAUCAAAACUGACAUUACGUGGGAGGAGGCCAGACGACGUGGAUUGAAGAUAGUCCGUAGUCGCUGGGUCGACGGAUGGAAAACCAUCGACGGAGAUCCAAGAGGUGUGAGGUCCAGAUGUGUAGCCCAAGAGGUGAACACAGGUCCUAGAGAGGACGUACACUCUGGAACCCCACCGCUGAAAGCUCACAGGAUGAUUUUGUCCUGUGCGGCCACCAAACGCAAAGGACAACAUCAGCACGACAAGCUGAUCGGACGUUACGACGUCAGUGUGGCAUUCUUCCAUGCCACAUCCACCGGCAAAAUCGCCGUGGUACCGCCGGAUGAUCUCAACGAUCAAAGACACCUAUGGUAUCUCAACAAGGCAAUGAAUGGAACUCGCGAAGCGAGUCGCCAAUGGUCCGAGUUUGUAGACGGAACUGUGACCAGGAAAGGCGGAUUCAGCAAUGUGCCAGGAGUCCCCGGAGUGUUUUAUCACAAGGAGUGGCAAGUCAAAAUGAGUUGUCAUGGGGACGACUUUCUGGCCGAAGGCCGAGCGGAAGAUCUCGACAAAUUGGAUGA
Messenger RNA from Cladocopium goreaui, 2120 nucleotides. Lineage: Eukaryota; Dinophyceae; Suessiales; Symbiodiniaceae. The record is from the annotation of a GenBank genome assembly.